CCGAGUCGAAUUGCUGCUGUAAACCUACUUUACUUGAAUAACAUAUUCGCUCGAUACGAAUACGGUAGUAUUGAGGCAGUCGUUACAUCUACAGUUUCGGUUGAUUGUUUUAUUAUUGUACGUUUUUCGUGUAUAUUCAUUAAUGCGAACUUAACAAGCGGGAAACCCCAAACCUGUUCGAUAUACACGCACGACCUAUACCUGUGCAUAUCACGCGCGGGUUUCGGGCCCAUUCAGUCGCAUAACAAUCGGACAAUUCGCCGGAUUAAAGCGAUUCGAUAUGACUUCGAGAGAGGAAAUUCUGCGGUUUUCUAUCGAUUAGAUGAAAACUCACCCAUUCAUAAAGUCGAGCUAGUUUUAUUUAUAUUCAUUGAAGGACGGGCGAGAGUGCACACAACAGACAAUAUGCGUGCGAUAGUGAAAGUGCUCUUUACACUCCUACUUACAAUUAUUUCUGUACGACAAAUUGCAACUCAAAUUUACGACGACGUCAAUGGUUGUAUCGGCAACGUAUGCUACAAAGAUGAAGCGUACCCGUACGAUCAAAUUCAAGACACAUUCGAAACCAAAUCCGACGAUUUUACAGGCGCUUUAGGCAAACCCCAUAAUACUCAAAAAACAUCUUUCGCCGAAGGCAAAUCCACAGCGGGAUGUUCUUUAUGCAACACAAAAAUCAGCAAACGAAUGCAAAUCAUGAGCAUCAUGGACGAUAACAAUUUGAAAUUGUACAUACUGAGCACCAGCAAGUACCCGAGACCUUCGAUUCAUCUAGAAACGUGUUUGUACAAAGACGCUCCUUGUUCUUUGGAUAACGUGCCCAACGACGUGAUGACGAGGUGCAUUCAGAAGAAGACUACCAUAAAUUUGCUCACCUUCAACGCCACCUCCAAGGAAUUCCAAGCGUACGCUUUGCAUUAUCCCAGCGCCUGCGAAUGCAUAUUAUUGGAAGAGGAGCUCGACUAAUCAAUUAACUGCUCGUAAUUAACGUACCAACGUUAUUAAGAAGACUGAAUUAUUAGCAUUUUUUAUGUUACGUGUUGUGAGUGUAAAUAGGUUAUUAAAUUAAGAAAAAAAUACAGCGAUAAUAUACUUUAUUCAAUUUUAUUAAAUUUACUACAUAUUGUUACUACAUUAUAUAAGAUAAUUAAUUAUUAAUUUAGGUGGAUUCAUCGACGUCCAAUCUCUCAAAACUGGUCCUCAAAUCAGCCUCUUUCGCCUCAGGGGCGGUUCCUUUUGCUUCAUUUCUUCCUUCAGGUCUGCAGUGGGGGAAUCUUCUGCCGUGUUUGUUGCAUUUAGUUUUUCCAAAAGCAAAAUCCACCAAGUCUUCACCGAACCAGAAAGGUGGGUGAGCAUGGUGGCGAUGGUGGUGGAAGUGGUGGUGCGGGUGAUGAUGAUGGGGUGAUCCACUUCUGGAUCUGCUGUGCUUUCCCCUACUUCUAGAUCUGUCGUGUCUUCCUCUGCUUCUGGAUCUAUCGCGUUUACAUCUGCUGAGGGGCCUGGAUGAGCAGCGAUCUUUAUCGAUAUAUUGAUGGAAAUUGUCCAGUAAACUGGUUAUGGUUUGUUGCACUGUGGUUUUGAUUAUUGCUUCAAUGUCUGCGGGGUUUUUACCUUCCAUGUUUUGCCUAAAACAAAACUAAUACCUUUUACCUUUGUACAAUUUACCACGAAGAAGCUGAGCACUGAUUCACUAACUGUAAUAUUUCCACAACACUGUUUCACACCAACUGAUCCAUUCG
Molecule: messenger RNA, 1736 nt
Organism: Phyllotreta striolata
Lineage: Eukaryota; Metazoa; Arthropoda; Insecta; Coleoptera; Chrysomelidae
Source: the annotation of a GenBank genome assembly